Molecule: messenger RNA, 4350 nt
Organism: Bombina bombina (fire-bellied toad)
Lineage: Eukaryota; Metazoa; Chordata; Amphibia; Anura; Bombinatoridae
Gene: MBTD1
Product: mbt domain containing 1
Exons: 16
Coding region: 121-2067 (648 amino acids)
Biological process (GO): regulation of DNA-templated transcription
Cellular component (GO): nucleus
Molecular function (GO): zinc ion binding
Source: RefSeq, a predicted model, not a curated record
CGAUAUUAUGAUUUUUGUUGAUAUUUUGGUAGAGUUCAUUGUUGUCCGUAGUGUAGCGUGGUCUGUCUUUUACUCUGCGGCACCUGAGCGUGCAGCAACCCGGGUAUACAUGAUCCUCUGAUGGAAAAGACCAAGAAUCCGCCUUCACGAUCUGAGAGAAAAAGACGUGACUCUUUCGGAAUGUUUGACGGGUAUGAUAGCUGCAGUGAGGACACGAGCAGUAGCUCCAGCUCUGAUGAGAGCGAAGAGGAAGUUGCUCCUUUACCAUCUAGUCUCCCCAUCAUCAAAAAUAAUGGGCAGGUUUACACAUACCCAGAUGGGAAAUCUGGCAUGGCUACAUGUGAAAUGUGCGGAAUGGUCGGUGUCAGAGAUGCUUUUUAUUCUAAAACAAAGCGUUUCUGUAGCGUUUCCUGUUCCAGAAGUUACUCGUCUAAUUCAAAGAAAGCGAGUAUUCUAGCAAGACUUCAGGGUAAACCUCCUACGAAAAAAGCAAAAGUUCUCCAAAAACAGCCAUUAGUUGCUAAAUUAGCAGCUUACGCGCAGUAUCAGGCUACUUUAAAGAACCAGUCAAUAAGUAAACCAGUGGUCCCUGCAGAAGGAUUUAGCUGGGGAACCUACAUCACUAGCAAUAACCUUUCAGCUGCUCCUGUAUCUUGCUUCAGACAUGCUCCCAUGGGGAAUUGUUGGGGUGACAUCGCAGAAGGGGUGAGAGUUGAGGUUCCAAACACAGAUAAUAAUCUGUCUCCCAAAGUUUUUUGGAUAGCUGGAAUUGUAAAGUUAGCAGGCUAUAACGCUCUUUUACGGUAUGAAGGCUUUGAAAAUGAUUCAAGUCUUGACUUCUGGCGGAACAUUUGUGAUCCUGAUGUCCACCCAGUUGGCUGGUGUGCAACCAGUGGAAAACCGUUAGUCCCUCCACAAACCAUUCAACACAAAUACACAAACUGGAAAGCUUUUUUAGUAAAACGACUAACUGGUGCCAAGACACUUCCUCCUGAUUUUUCUCAAAAGGUGUCAGAAAGUAUGCAAUAUCCUUUCAAACCUUCCAUGAGGGUAGAAGUGGUUGACAAAACGCACCUUUGCCGGACACGGGUUGCAGUAGUAGAAAGCGUGAUCGGAGGGCGAUUAAGAUUAGUGUAUGAAGAGAGUGAAGACAAAACGGACGACUUUUGGUGCCACAUGUACAGUCCUCUCAUCCAUCCUAUUGGCUGGUCUCGAAGCAUAGGGCAUCGAUUCAAACGAACCGAUAUAUUAAAAAAGCAGGAAUCGCACUUUGAUGCACCACCCCAUUUAUUUACAAAGGUUAAAGAUGUGGAACAAGGUGGUGAGUGGUUUAAAGAAGGAAUGAAAUUAGAAGCAAUUGAUCCCUUAAACCUUUCUGCCAUAUGUGUAGCAACUAUUAGGAAGGUGCUUGCCGAAGGCUUCCUGAUGAUAGGAAUCGAUGGCUCCGAAGCGGCAGAUGGCUCAGACUGGUUUUGUUAUCAUGCGUCAUCUCCUUCAAUUUUUCCUGUUGGUUUCUGUGAAAUUAACAUGAUAGAACUAACUCCACCACGAGGCUACACAAAACUACCUUUCAAAUGGUUUGACUACCUCAGGGAAACUGGAUCCAUAGCUGCUCCUGUAAAACUGUUUAAUAAGGAAGUACCAAAUCAUGGAUUUCGUGUUGGAAUGAAGCUUGAGGCUGUAGACCUUAUGGAACCCAGAUUAGUGUGCGUGGCUACAGUAACACGUAUAAUCCAUAGACUGUUAAGGAUUCACUUUGAUGGCUGGGAAGAUGAGUAUGAUCAGUGGGUAGACUGUGAAUCGCCAGACCUCUAUCCCGUAGGAUGGUGUCAGUUAACAGGAUACCAACUACAACCUCCAGCACCACAACCAGCUAAAGACAUCCAGUCAAAUGUUUCCAAGCAGAAGAAGAAGUCUAAGACGCAGCAGUGUAAAGGACACAAAAAAAUGACAACAUUGCAGUUGAAAGAGGAGAUGCUAGAUGGGGAUGAAUAUUCAUUUCUCCAAGGAGCGUCUGAUCAGGAAAGUAAUGGAUCUGGAAACUAUUACAUCAAACAAGAGCCAUGAUGCAAAGAUAAUUAUUAAAUAACAAUAUAAAAAAAACUAAUAAUGUUUUUACGCAAAAGUGCUUGAAAAUGAAAAAAAAAAACUACAAAUGGAGUUAUGUACAGGGACACAGCUAAAUGUAAAAGAAAAUAUUUUGGUGAGAAAAAAAAAAAAUGAUUUUUUUCAAUUUAUUAAAUAAUGUUAAGAAUUUUGUGUUGUAUUUGAAGUUUUUGAAAAAAGAAAUGUAAUAUUUUCAGAUUUUACAAUAAUUGUGCAUUGUGAACAAGAAAACAAAAAUUAGAUUUUGGUAAAUGUAGCAGGACUAGAUAUAUUUGUUUUGGUAAGAAGAUUUUACAAACAUAUAUAAACUUGGUACAAAAUGAUAAUUGGGAUUCUUUUGGGACUCUCUUUUUUUAAGUUUAAUUAGUAUGCUUUAAAAGUUAUUCCAUUUUAAUAUAAUGCAUACAGAGCAUAUUUAAUACUAUUACAUUUACAUAUGUGUUUUCUUUAGAGAUUAUUAUGUGCAUUGAUAUUUUUUAGAGCCAGCAGCAUUAUAUCUGAUUUAUGUAAAUUAUUACUUUUGUGCUAUGAGUGAAAUUAAUAUAGGCCCUGCUUUAUGUUAAUUUACAUCUUUUUCUCAGGCUUCUUAUAUUAUCAGUAACUUGUCUACGUAAAAUUUGCAUUUUAAUUCAUCUCAUUCAUUAAUGGUAUCACCUGCCUAACUUGUAUUUUACUCUUAUAGUCUAAAAAUUCUGCUUUUUAAUAUGUUAUAAAUUUGCUAACCUCCGAUUGAAUUAAAGAGAUAUUGUACUGUAAUAGUUUCCCCAUAAUUUGUUCCCAACAACUUGCUAUAGCAGCUGCAUAAUAUUAAACAUAUAUGGAAAUUGAUACUUUAUGUUUAUUCUCACAAUUUAAAUAGCUAUUUUGCUUAUGGAACCUACCACCCAUAAUAAAAAUGGCACUGCGGCUAGCAGACACCAAAAUGCUGGCCACAUUUAUCAUUGCACAAGCCAUCACUUGUGUUACGCCACGUGAGCAGGGACUGUCAAUCACCCAGUUGAAGAAGUCCAGGGGGAUUGACUUUACUGAAGCCCUAUGAAUAAAGAAUGAGAUAACAUGAGUAUGAGUAGGUUUGCUCUUCCUGCAGUCACAGCUCAUUUGAAUGAACAUGUUCUUGGGAAAUCAGCUAUUUAAAAAUUAAACCUUAAGGAGAAAUAUGAAACACAUUAGGGGGAGACAAAUUUCACAGUACAGUGUCCCUUUAAGCAAUACAAGGCUUUCAUCUCAGUAAUAUUGGACUCUGUACAAUUCUAAAUAUCUUUGAGUGUAAAGAUGUUUCUUAGUAUGCUAAUUUCUAUGGCUUCAAAGCGAAGCAAGUUCUUUGAAUAUGGUUUGGUCAAGGCCUAUAUUUUAACAUUCAAAUAGUAUAACGUUCCCUUUGACAUGUGUUAUGGUAAAUCAGUUUUAUAGAAUGAAUGUUAACAUUUGAAUAUUCUAAUGUAACAUUUAAUUAUUAUACCUGAAAACUGAUUUAAUUAAAAUUACAUUGAAGUAUAUGACAAUUAAUAUUCAUAUGUUCAAAUUUGAGUAUUUGAAUGUUACAUUUAAUAAAGGCAAAGUUAACAUUCUUUUAUGUUUCGCCUAAACAUAAAAUUAUAACAAAUGUGGCCAACGUUCACUAUUUGUAACCCUUUCCCGCCGUUAGGACGUUCCAUGCUGUUCUAACUUCACUGGGCUUUUGCGCCGCUAGGCUGUCCUGAAGCCAUAGCAGCCUGGUAAAUGGGAUUGCGGGCUGGAGAGCAUGCCUAGUGUCAUAGUCACCCCCCCCCCCCCCCACUGACCCGAUCCCAUCAAAGAAAUUAUCAUGAACAAUUGCAUGAUUUCAAUUUGAAUGUGGUGAAACAUUUGUCUAUCCCUAGUUGUGGGUCACCUAUAGAAAGUCUAAAAAUAUUUUCUGUAUGUUCAGAAGAGUCUUAAUCCUACCUAGGAUUGUCUAAAUAUCCAAAUGCUAAUUUUAUCUUAAACUGUUAACCUCAAAUUUGUUCUUAUUCAAUUCUACCAUCACUGUAUUUCUUAUCAGUAACAGUAAUUUCCAUUCAUUUGAAAACUAUGCUGAAAAUCUCUAAGCAUAGCAGUCAGGUGACUGGGUUCAGUGAUUAAACUACCAAAAAUCACUGCAUUUUAAUACAUUUAAUUAUUAGGUUUGUUUCUUUUAUUCCAAAAAUGUCACAAAUAAAUAUUUAGGUUAGGUGCUUCAUAAUAUCUUGAUAAUAAACCAUGAUACUGCCAGAAAGUAAUUCAUAA